Verticillium alfalfae VaMs.102 is the source of this 1986-nucleotide messenger RNA. RefSeq lists its product as hypothetical. The coding region runs from base 1 to 1986 and encodes 661 amino acids. NCBI's taxonomy places the organism in Eukaryota, Fungi, Ascomycota, Sordariomycetes, Glomerellales, Plectosphaerellaceae. The record is from RefSeq and is a predicted model, not a curated record. The transcript has 2 exons.
AUGUCUUCUUCAAGGCCGCCAGAGCCGAAUAGGACCGUCGAGUCGUCCAAAAUAAGGCGAGCAGGCAUGGGGUUCGACAACAGCGGAAGACCGACCGCCGACUGUUGGCCGGAAACCCCGACAGCAGACGAACAAUCACGGCUUCUUGUCAGGCACCCGCCCCUCUUACACACCCUCAGCCGCGCUGCAUCGAACCAAUCGCACGAUGGCCCAACGAAGUCCCCUCGUAAUGUUCUACGGAGGAAGCAAUCAUCAGUCACCCAAGCAACCGUAAGCUCCGGAAGUCACUCACGGACUGAAUCCAGCAGGACCGGCUCAUCAUCGUCAAUUCCCCGUUCCACCUCCUCGAUGGAACCCUCGUCUGGACAGUCUCUAGAUCACGACUUUACUGAGAGCCCGAUGGAGGUCCGGGUAGCCCAGUCGAUCGAGUUGCCAAAGACCCAAGCUCACGCCGUUACGAUCUACCCAGAGCUUGACAGGUACAGAGGUAUUGCCCUCCGACCCCCGGUUCUUUCGGACUGCUCCGGCCUCGAGGUCCCCUUCAAACUAUCAACACAGGAUCUGCCCCCCCCUACUCCUGCGUUUUCUGGCACUAGCAGCCAACUUAGUGCGUUCAGUGGCAGCCCUUGCACACGAUUUUCAGAGUCGCCGGGGCCCGGCCCCUACAGCCGCGAUACGACGCCAACCUCCAUGUCGUCGCAGUCUCCGAGCCUGAUGUCUCCUGCCCGUUUCCCUGCGCAGAAGCCGAGGCAAUUGAGCCCUGUCUGGACGAGACCGCCUGUGACUCGGAGGCGUGGAAGCACGACAAACGAAGUAGACGUCAUCAGUGCGGACCCUCAAGGACUGGCUGCCGUCCGAGAGUCCUUGACAUCUUCAUCAUCCAACUCCACGGUGCGCGAAGUCGAGAAGAAAGAGAAGGAGAAGAUUAAGAAGAAGCGCCUUUCGCCCAUGCCGCCAAGUCCACCUCCCCGUAAGUCAUCUCAGAAGCAUCACGAAGAGAGGGCAGCCGUCGAAGCAUCACCGCGACGCCAGCGACAGCUGGUACGACCAGAUGGCGCAUCUCUUUUCCCCUCCAGAUCUCCAGCCCUCGCUUCCAGGUCUACGCCCACUGCACGCGAAACACCGCCUCUGCGACCCAGCAGAGAUGGCACCCCGGAUCUUCAGUCUCAGCUUUUUGGACCUCUGCCUAUCAUUCACAGCAACCUGUCAUCAGCUUCACUCGUGGCCGAGAGACAUGGGUACGAGGAUAGAGCUGGCUCAUCGGCCCCUCGUAAGACUGCUGUAUCACCUCUUCCUGGCGGGUCCGAAGUCCCCACCCGUCUUGUGGGUAGAGAGGCUACCCCCGCGCCUCGGCCGGCCACAGCAAGCCCUGUCAAGUCGGAGCGCAACACGCAAGCCCGCACUCCGAGUCCGAACACGAACGCCUUCAAUGGCAGGUUUGCCUUUUUUGGCAGACGAGCCAAGACAACACCGGACAUCACUCAGGCGGAUACGAAAGACAAGCCAACACGUAAGGGCCCCGCUGCUGGCACCGGCCACGAAGGCUACGGCCGUCUCGGCGCUCCUCGCAGGCGGAGUGGCGGCGCACUGUAUAUGAAUCGCGUCACAGCCGGCUCUGGGACGUCCCAGGAAAGCCUCAACAGUACGACGCACGUUGACCCCUUUUUGCGGGAACGCAUGAACCCCGUGGUGAUUUCUGGCGGCGAGAUCAAGGACAACAGAAACACGAGCUCCGAUCUCAGUCGGACUGAAAGCAACCAAAGCCUGGCAAUGAGCCGCCCCAGUAUUGAAUCACGGGGCGGUUCUGAUGUGUCUACGACUUCAACUGCGGGGCGAACUGCCAUGUGGGCUUCUGGUCUGCCCAGCAACCCAAAAGCCGGCUUCAGUCAUCGCCGUCCCUCGGAUAGCAGCGACUCAGAAGCUCUCGCCAUGAAGUCUACUUUGGCUUUUAGGAGAUCCACCCACGCGGCUACGAUCCUCCCCUGA